AGGGGAGUGGAAAGUAUCACUCGCGUAUGUUGCAUCCUCUGGCUCUCAGCUUCUCUUCAGUACAGAUAGCGUCCAAUCUGCCGAUGCAAUCAUGGUGUUCCGAUUUUACGCUACUCUAAACCAAGUGGUGAAGACGUACGCAAGGAGUAGUUGCCCCUUCCCUGGCCAAUUAGGUAAAGCUUGAUUAGCUAGCAACUAGUGUCCGGUUGGUUGGUUGGUUGUAUCUGCUAGAAACCUGGCUGAGCGCGGAUGGCAGUGUUUUUUCAUCGAUUGUGACGAAACUUGUACGAGGUGUGUUAUCUCAUUUGUCAUCAGUGAUACACCCUCAGAAAAUUCAGUUGACAGACGAUUAUUGCAAUUAUUUUCACUAAACUGGAGCUGUCGCAUCAUGUGUGAACAUCUUACUUCGUUUUUUUACAAGUAAAUGCUUCCAUGUGUAUUGGGUCUUUGACUUUUAAUGGCUUCGAAGAAAUCCCGUCAAAAUUGAUUGUUUGUGGAGAAGUUAAAGCCGUAAGAAAUCAAAGUACAAUUAUUUUGCGGAAGCAGUUGCAACUAGAUCAAAGCUUGCACACAGCCUUACUUAUUUGAAAGUUCUUCCAUUUCUCAAACUCCGUUAAAAUAUUCAUCAAGAAGCACAAUUUUUAUCUUGUUAUCAAUUUUGAACUGUUUUUUGAUUCUUGUUAAAAGGUACUGUCGUUUUAAAUUACUGUGAGCUGUUUUGGAAACGUUGUGUGCGUUGCACACUAUUGUUACAUAUAAUUUUCUACUUUGUGAGAUGUCCUUUUCGUGAAUAUUUGAUGCCUUGUAUUCUUAAUUUUUGUGAUUGUCUUAAAGAUGCGUGUAAUAAUAUGAUGACAAACCUCAGAACGCCAUAUUAUCGUCACGUAUAAGAAACUAAAUAUCUUCAUCUGAUUAUUAUCUCAUGGAUAUGAAAUGUUCCAUUACUUACAACGGCUAGAUUGUAGAUUAUCUUCAGUCAAAGCAGCUUUUGCUGAAAGCAUCAAUGCUUAAUAACUUUUCAGCAAUGUUUUAGAGAAUAAAAAUAUCUGAUUAUAGUUAACUGAAAAAGGAUCGUCAUCUACUAUGUAACGCGAGAAUAUACUUCCAUGAUGGGAAGAAAAAGGAAGAGUUUAUCUGACGAUACUCUCGUCAAAUCUGUGUGAAAGAUGCGAGUCAGAUGUCAAAUUCCAUCGAACGUGGCUGCUGCUUCAAUUUUCAGGGUGUGACUGUAAGCCCGGAAGUAGUAAUUCUGAUGUCGCAAUAUUCGUUUUUUCUACAUUCUUUCGAGGAGACAGUUGUCAUUAUGACCCUCAGUAGCCUUGGGCUCGAGAUCACGUGAUUCUAUGUAUCCAUCUAGCCGCGACGGUCUUGCUGCAGGGUUCCAUGGGGGUCCUGUGGGUCCACCUUUCUCGACCAAACCACCUAUUCGACGCGAUGUGGAAGUGCUGAGUAAUUGGUUGGCUAGUCUUCAUUUUGAGGAGUAUACUCCGUUGUUCCUGCUGGCAGGUUACGACAUGCCAACCAUUACACGUAUGACCCCAGAAGAUCUCACUGCUAUUGGCAUCACGAAACCUAACCACCGAAGGAAGUUGAAAGCUGAAAUAGCAAAAUUAAAUAUUUCAGAUGGCAUUCCAGAAUAUAAACCAGAUUCUUUAUUGGAGUGGUUGCAGUUAUUACGCCUUGAGGAAUAUUUUGAUACCCUGUGCCAACAGAAUUAUAAUACAGUUGACAAAGUAACUGAAUUAACAUGGGAAGAUUUGGAAGAUAUUGGCAUUCAAAAAUUAGGUCACCAAAAGAAGAUUUUAUUGGCUAUCAAAAGAAUUGAAGAUAUAAAUCAAGGACGUCGCCCAAAUUUGUAUCCUCAGUGUAGCAGUCAAAAUCGUAAUGAUGCUGUUGGUUGCGGUCCGGCAGCUUUUACUCGUCCCUCUACUUUAAGUGAUGUUCAGCCUUUUCAUUAUCCAAGUCAAGAAGUAGCAAUAUCUACUCAUCGUCCAAAGAGUUCCCCGUCCACAGAUUCCAUCCCUGAAAUGAAAACAUUUCAGCAGUCACCGUUACGGGAGGAAAGCCUUUUUUUGCAAGCUGUUCAUAAUUCUGCUCAGAACAUUGCAGUUUCUCAGCACCACAAUGGUAGUCUUAAUCCAGUAUUAUCCCCAACAAGGGGACGAUCAUUGGAAAGCCUCAAUUCAGAAAAUAUAGUCACAACAGUUAGUUCUGCUCCCUCUGCAGUUAUAUCUUAUACUCCAGUAACACAAGCAUUGUCUGUGGAGCAUCCUAAAAAUCCAAUGAAAGACUGGAGAGUUACAGAUUUAGAUCAAGACUAUGAGUAUGAGUGUGAAGGAACAGCUACUUUAAACCGCCCAAAAGGUCUUGUAAGGUUAAGACCAAUGGCAAAAAUACCAGCCAAGACACGUGAAGAAAUUGCUGAAGCUAUUAUGGAUAUACCAGAUAGUGAAUUUAAAUCUCUUAUAAAUCAAAGUCGAACUUUAGAUGGCUGGGCGAGCCUUGAUGGUUCACCAAGACAUGGACCUGCAACAGUACCCCGAAGUGCAACAUUGAAAAGAGCUCCACCUCCACCACCACCUAAACGGAGUAAUUCUACAAAAGGAGAAAGACCUUCUGUUGGGGUUAAAAAGGAAGAUCACCCUAAUGUUGCACCAUUAAAAGUAGUUUCCAAAGAAUCUGUGUGUGCAGAAGACUUUCCCCCUCCUCCUUCACCUCUUCCUUCAGCAGUUGAUGAGAAAUCUAAUAAGAGUGUAAUGGAAAAGCAAGAGCCUAUGGAUGAAUUGUUUAACAAUCCAUUGUUCAAACAGCGACGGAAAGACUCGGCAGAAUCAUCUUCCAGUGUAGAUUCAUCUGCUUUACCAUUUGCAAAUGAAACAGUUGGCACAAUAAAACAAAAAGCAACAAGACCGUAUCCUGCUCUCUCAUCAGAAACCUCACACACAACAAAUCAACAGAAAGGAAUUACUGCAACAAAAGGAAAAAGUUCUGCUGAAAACAGCAUUCAGAAUGAGCAUGAAUAUGAUAUGACUCCAGAAGUAAUGUCCCCUGGAGAUGUAAUUGAUGAUAUUGAAAACAUGUUAGCGAAUCUUUCAGACCAGUUAGAUGCCAUGCUGGAUGAUGAACACGUCCAGAAAUAAUUGUACAAUUUAUUUCAUGCAUAUAUAUAAUGAAAGGACAUCUUGCACAACUUUAUUUCAUGGCUGCCUGGUGCAGCAUGUGUGUGAGAAGUGUAUGAACAUUUCAAGAUAUGAUUGCUCUUCUAUUAUGCAGUCAUAUUUUGUAUUCAAGGAAAACAAAUACUAGCUGACUCUUAGUCAUAAAACAGUGUGUAAUAUAAAUAAAACAAAACAUUUUAAAGCAGGAACUUGGAAGUGUUUUUAUACUAAGAAGAAAAGAAAAAUACUCUUUACAGAGUGGAAUCAUCUCAUUAUAUAUGUACAGUAUGUCCAGACAACCAGUUAUGUCUAGCAAAUUGAAGUUCCUCAGUUCUUUAUGAAUACUCUCUUCAAUUAAGUACUCUUGAACACAACAGAUGAAAGAAAAAUGCGUAGUUCUAUUCUACCUGUCUCUACACCCAGCCCAUGUGUGCACAUGUUGAAUAUUUUCUUAAAUUUUCAAUCUGAAACCAUGAAAUAGUCAAAUAUAGAGAGCAUAUAUAGUGUUCUUUGUUACAAAAUGCUGAAACAAGUUAGGAAAUUCUCUAAAAAUUAAAGGGGAGCAGGAAAAAGUCCAUUCCAGCCCAAAAAUUCCUCUAUGCAUAAAUAGUUCUCCGAGUCAUUACCAUGAUAAUAUUUGAACAAGUCAGUCAGUAAUGAAGGAAAAAUCAAGUUAUAUUCCUUUGGCAGGUUUCCUUGUUUAGAGACCAGAACAGGAAUUAUCUGAUCUGAAAAUAUGCAGUUCUUUUUAUCUUCUUAAUUAUUUUUAUGGGUAAAUAUAAGAAAUGAAAGGCAUUCUGUUUUAAUUAUGUAUAUGACAACAUAGUAAAUUCUAAAAAAGUUGUAAAAAUUAAAAGAAAUAUGUUGGGGGAAAAAAUAUACUCAUCGGCUAUAGUAAAAAAAGUAUUAAGCCAAUAAAGGAAGAAAAAUAAUUUAGCAAUUUUUUGUUUGUGUGUUUGUUUACUCUGCUAAUUUGUCAAAUGACUUGAAAAGUAGUUUUAUGUUUAAAAGAGCAGCAAUUAAAGUAAGUGCUUAUUGUUUUGAGUAUGUUUACUUUUUAACAUUGUGCAUACGAAAUUCGAAAAUAUAUAAGUGCUGAUAUGACAUGUGUAAUACGAAUUAAGUGCACUAGGACAUGUAAUUAAUUAAAAAUAGCUAUACUUUUCCCAUCAUGUCUUCAUCUCAGAGUUAGUUGCCAUGGUCAGUAUUGUAAUUAACAAAGAAACUGUUGUAUCUUUAAAGGUAUAUGGAUGUUUGUAAUUUUAUAUUCCUUUUUUGUAAUGGUCUAAAAGCAGUUACCCCUGGGUUUGUAUCCUGACCACAUCCUCUGUGAUGAAGUAGCUAAAUGACCUGGGAGUUUGCCUUGCAUCAGAUAUUUAGGCUGUUAGAUGGGAAAAUGAAAUCUAAAAAUAUAACAUGCUAUUUAGAGGAAGACCAAAAAGCAAUUUAUUUAAUGAAAGAAAGAUCUGCAAAUUUGGCUAUUUUCAUGGUUCCUGAAAAUAAUACUGGGUAUUACUAGCAUAAUAUUACUGUCAUUAACAGUUACACCUAAUUUAGGAGCCUUAUUGCAAAUGUAUAAUAUAUGUUUUUUACUUUUCACUUUGAAAUAUAGUUUUUUUAUACCACUUUGUCUUUUUUGGAUCCUAUACAUUCUUUCAGCAAGUCCAUAAUUAUGUCUGUUAGUAAAAACAUUUAUGAGAUUUAUAUAUUUUGUAUCAAUUCUGAUUACAUUAAUAAAACAUUUUUAGCAUGCUUUUUGCAUAUACUGUACAAAAAAAGAUUACAACUGUAAUUUGACAAUCUUCUGUGCAUUUAAAGCUUUCACUGUGUUUUGUAUCUUUUAUUUUGCUGAUUGAAACAAUACUUUAUGAUGUAAGUAGUUAUCCUAAAGGAAUGUGCCAAACUAAACUUUUCAUGUUAUUGUAGCUAUAAAAAAAAUAACCUAAAGUUUUGUUAGAUUUAAAAAAAAAAAUAGAAGCUGAGGUGUCACUAGAAAUAUGCAACUUCAAAUUUUAUUCAUUUUUUAUGUUAUCAUGCAACUAAGUUACAUAUAUAUAUAGAGAGAGAAAUAAAUAUAUCAGGUAUCAUACACAGAUGUGGUUUACUUAGUACAAAAACAUAAUUAGAAAUGGUUAAAUAUAAUGUAAAUAUUUUUUUUUUAUAAAAGCAAGAGUAAAUUGUUGCAGUUUAAUGUUCCAAGAAGAUUUUUUUACAUUGCAUUAUAUACUUAAUACUAGUCAUUACAAUGGACAAGCAUUAAACUUAAAAUAGAAGUUUAAUACAAAAGCAAAAAGGGUGUAAUCCCUCUCUUAAAAAAAUUAAAAAAAUUUUUAAGAAAUUACUUUUUAAAGAUAAUGGAGUUUAAUUUUAUCUUUAAAAAAAUUUUUUUAUGCUCUUGGAGUUGUUUUUGGCUUCUAUAUGAUAUUUAAUAAACUUCCAACAGUACUUAAGACUGUAUACAAUCCCUGAAGCAAGAAAUACCACAACUGUACUAAUAUUCUACUACAUUAGUUGCUAUGAAAAUAGGUACUUAAAUUAUGUGUACUAACAUAAUUUUUAUUUAUUGCUAUUUUCAUAAAAAAUAAUUUAAAAUUCAAAAUGUUGGUGUGGUUUCAGGUUGAAGGUACAUUUCACAAAACAUAAUGAGAGUCUUUUCAAGUAUAAAUACUCACUUAUAUCAAGAGAUAAUAUGUGUAUAGUAUAUUAUUGUUUUUUCUGUAGUAAAAGUUAAAAGUAUAAUGUACUAUGGGAACAAUAAAAUUUAAUUAUACUCAAAA
Stegodyphus dumicola is the source of this 5935-nucleotide messenger RNA. RefSeq lists its product as uncharacterized. Lineage: Eukaryota; Metazoa; Arthropoda; Arachnida; Araneae; Eresidae. Gene Ontology annotation, molecular function: signaling adaptor activity; protein phosphatase binding. The record is from RefSeq and is a predicted model, not a curated record. Gene Ontology annotation, biological process: cell surface receptor protein tyrosine phosphatase signaling pathway; axonogenesis. Gene Ontology annotation, cellular component: focal adhesion; axon.